AUGGAUUCAAGACAACCGUUAGAUAAUUGCAAAUAUUUUUUGCACUGUAAACGUAUAGGUUUCCGCUUAUGGACAGAGAAUGACUUUCAAUUAGCUUUAAAUCUCUGGGGUGAUAUUACUGUUACCGAACUCAUCGGUGGUCCAUUUACCAUUGAAAAAAUACGAGAACGUCUUUCAUAUGAAAUCGAAAAUAUGAAAAUGUACGAUAUUCAAUAUUGGCCGAUAUUUCUUUUGGAAACUGGAGAACACGUUGGAUGUUGUGGUUUUCGCCCAUAUGGUAAAGAGAAGAAUACAAUUGAAAUUGGUUUCCAUAUUCUGCGAAAAUUUUGGAGGCAAGGAUUUGCUUCGGAAGCUGCGGAUACCGCAAUAUCAUAUGCUUUUUCUAAUUUAAAUGUGAGUAAAAUUUUUGCGGGGCAUCAUCCAAGCAAUGUUGCUUCUUGUCAACUUCUCGCGCAACUUCGAUUCCAGUAUACUCAUCAUGAAUAUUAUCUUCCGACUGGUUUACAACAUCCAUCAUACAUACUUAAGAAAGAACAAUACUAUCAAAAAACUAUAUGA
Messenger RNA from Rotaria socialis, 558 nucleotides. The record is from the annotation of a GenBank genome assembly. NCBI's taxonomy places the organism in Eukaryota, Metazoa, Rotifera, Eurotatoria, Philodinida, Philodinidae.